Messenger RNA from Aspergillus calidoustus, 531 nucleotides. The record is from the annotation of a GenBank genome assembly. NCBI's taxonomy places the organism in Eukaryota, Fungi, Ascomycota, Eurotiomycetes, Eurotiales, Aspergillaceae.
AUGGCCCGCCGUCCACCUCCAAAACACUACCAAUGGCCCGAGAUCCAACUCAACAUCUGGAUCCUCACAGUCCUCGCCGCAUCCUGCAUCUGUUUGGGUAUAUUCGCCUGGUUUAUCUCCGUACAAAAUGAGCUGCGACUCGGUGUGCCAUGGCUCCUCCCCUACACGCUUACAACAAGCACGCUCUCCCUUUUCUUCAUCAUCCUCGUCAUCGUUCUCGCGAUGCAGGGCUUCCUCCUGCCAGGCAUAAUCCUCGUCGGCACAUUCAUCCUCUUCGUCCUCUGGCUCACAGGGCUCAUCGAGACGUCCCUGCAGAUGUACGGCGUCGUCGCGAACAUCAACGAUAAUUGCCAGAUUUGGGUUUACGAUAAUCGCGUCGGAGGGGAUAAUUUGAAUACGAUGGCGUGGAUUACGCAGAAUAAUCUUUGUAACUGCUGGCGCACGGCUUUUGCGUUUGAGCUGGUGAAUACAGUCUUCUUUCUGUGGAUGAUGGUUAUGGCGUGGAAGGUGCAUCGAGAUGUUAACCACUAG